This is a messenger RNA of Trichomycterus rosablanca, 1616 nucleotides long. It is a transcript of the gene dnajc30b, whose product is annotated as DnaJ (Hsp40) homolog, subfamily C, member 30b. The record is from RefSeq and is a predicted model, not a curated record. The coding region runs from base 19 to 1011 and encodes 330 amino acids. The transcript has 2 exons. Lineage: Eukaryota; Metazoa; Chordata; Actinopteri; Siluriformes; Trichomycteridae.
CUUCUCGCCCGAGCUGCAAUGGCGGAGGUCGGUCGUGAUUUAAGAGCCGGUGUUUUUGUUUUUAAAAGCUAUUAUGUUUUAAAUGUAACAGAGAAUCUGUGUGUGCGGUUCACUCCGACAUUAAAUAACAAGAGUGUAUUUAAAGACGAUGAAGAAAUAGUUAGGAAACGUUGUUUAGAGGAGCCGGUGAAGCACCGCAGUGACAGUAAACAGAACGAAUCAAAACAAUCCCCAGUCUUCUAUACGUUCGCUCAGGAUUCGACUCAUUUGAAUCGGUUCGGUUCUGUUCGGUUCAUCGGUACCAGCAGAAAUGCUCCUGUAUGCUCCCAUCACCCCGGACUGUGCAGGACUUUCAGUACAUUACAGUCACCGAGAGAGGAACCGCAGAGUUCUGCUCACACCGUGUUCACAAGCCGGUCUCACAGCUACAGCACGAACGGUAAACCGGACACCCCGCUGUACCGGACCAGAACCGCAUAUUAUGAUAUUCUACAGGUUUCCCCAAACGCCACUCAAGCCCAGAUCAAGACUGCGUAUUAUCGGCAGAGCUUUCGGUACCAUCCCGACAAGAACGCAGGCAGCGACGAGGCCGUGCGCCGAUUUACAGAGAUCAGUGAAGCCUACACAGUUCUGGGCAGUGUAAGCCUGAGGAGAAAGUACGAUCGGGGUAUACUGAGCCUGUCUGACCUUCAGAGCGCCGGUAGACCCUCGACCCGCAAAGACAAAGCACCUCCUCGAACCACGGCCAGCUCCGAAAAGCACAAGCAGAGAUUCUCGGGCACGAACUCGACGACAGGAAGUGGAAAGACGAUGUUUGACUUUGAUGCAUUUUACCGCGCACACUAUGGUGAGCAGCUGGAGAGGGAGAAGGUUAUGCGCCGGUGGAGAGAGUUACGCAGGCAGAGCCAGCAGGAGAAUUUCCAGAAGUGGAAGAUGGAGAAGCUGACGGAGAUAACGAUCACUGCUAUGCUUGCUCUAGGGAUCGCCAUUCUGUUCAGCCUAAAAUCCUGAGAUUACACUAAACUCCUAACUUAUUAAUUACACCUAAUAAACGUACUACAGCAUGUAGCGGACUUACAAAUGUGACCAUAUACAGUCCAAGCAAUUGAGGUUUAAGGGCCUUACUCAAGGGCCCGAUAGUGGCAACCUGGUAGAUGUGGAGCUUGAAGCUAAGCUACCUGUCAUUGUUUCCAUUUUAUGAACUUUGAUUGCUCAUAGCAGGUACACUUACUACCUAAGUGCACUUUAGAGGUACUCUGUAUGGCCAGAAAUAUUCCAAAACCAUGUGCAGCUAUAACAGGCUUUACUCUUCUGACAGGGCUUUUCACAUGAAAUUGGAAUGUUUGGAAAUUCAUGAGGAUUUUUCAACUCAUCAUCAAGGUGUUCAGUGGUGUUGGUCAGCCCACACAAGCUCGCAGAGGAGGACAAUCAUACUUAAAACAGAAAGACUUCACCCAGCUGUUGCAUAUCAUUAGUUUUAAGUAACUGAUUUUAUACACCUGUUAGGAAUUGGUGUGAUUAUUAGAUGUGUCUACAUUUUAUUGGCCACAUUUGAUUUCUGACAGUAACCCAUCAGUUUGUGAUGAGAACAAUAAAUUAAUCUGAAGGUGCUAGUA